CCUCACCAUGACAACCCUGAGGAAGAAGAACCUCCAUCUUCUCCUGCUCGUGUUGACAUGAGCUGCUUCGUGGGGCCGCAGCGGAUCGUCCUUGGAUGGAGGCAGGUUCCUCUCCCUCUCCGGCCCGAGGUGUGAGGCUCAGCGGCGGUUUCUCCUCCUGAACAACAACAUGGCUCCUCUGCAGCAUCCUCCUCCUCCGCGGCUGCUGCUCCUGCUGCUGGCCUCCGCCCUGCUCCUCUCCUCCGUGCCGCUCACCGACAGCCGCUCCUCGCCCAUCGCCGACCUCAAGUCGAAGAUCUCCGGCGUGGAGGAGCUCCUGGAGGAGUUCCGCAAGCAGCUGCAGCAGCAGGACCGCGCGGCCGACGGGGGCGACUCGUGCGCGGGCGACUUCAGCGCCGUCGGGCAGCGCAUCAUCGGCACCAAGGCCUCCAUCGAGCAGGGGGCCACGUUCCUGCUGGCCCCGGAGCGGGUGCUCACCUGGAGGGACUGCCUGCACGCCUGCUGCUCGCAGCCGCACUGCACCGUGGCGGUGGUGCAGGAGGAGCCGCGUCAGCCCGGAGGAAGCCUCAGCUGCUACCUGUUCAACUGCACCUACCGGGGGAGAAGCGUGUGCUCCUUCGCCCCGCAGCCGGGAUUCAGCACGUACACAAGGGGCCCCAACGCCACCAGCGCCCCGGGACACCUCCCUGCCUUGGCCGGGGGAUCGGCCGGGGGACCAGCCGGGAGGCCCAGGGAGGGACCGGCCGAGGAGGACGAGGCACCAGGUGGGGAGGCGGUGGUGGAGAUCCGGGACGUGGACGAGCCCCCCCGCAGCGACGCCGGCCAGGACGUGGUGGUCCAGCUGCCCACGGACUGGGCGGUCCUGGACGGUCGGGACAGCGUGGACGACCGCGGCAUCAACCACUACGAGUGGAACCUGGUCAAAGGAGACACAGGCAUCGACAUGAAGGCGACGCACCCGGGGCUCCUGAAGGUCAGCGGCCUGCAGGAGGGCGUGUACGCCUUCCAGAUGACGGUGAGCGACAACGCGGGUCAGAAGAGCUCCGACAACGUCUCGGUCACUGUGCUGGCGCCCAAACACCAAGCCGAAGUGUGCACCGGUCACUGCUCAAACUACCAGUUCAGGUGCGAUGACGGCUGCUGUAUAGACAUCACCUACGCCUGCGAUGGGAAGCAGCACUGUCCAGAUCGCUCCGACGAAGACUUCUGCCCAAACUUUGACAGCAGCAGGAAGACGGUGAGCCACCCUGUGGACCUGCCCACCCCGCGUGGGGGUUCUGGGGCCCGGACGAAGGAGGCUGAGUCUGGGUCCAGGCUCCAGGACGGGGCCAGGGACCACCAGGAGAACAUCGUGUCACCUGAGGACAGAACCAAGACCGCUCCUCCUCAAAGUCCCGGUCAGCAGAGGACUUCAGUCACUCAAGAUCCCUGUGCUGCCGCCCCGGUGGUGGGACCGUGUAAAGGCAGCUUCCCCCGCUGGUACUACGACCACAACGCCGGCGAAUGCAAACACUUCCUGUACGGCGGCUGCCAGGGCAACCACAACAACUUCCUGCAGGAAUCAGACUGCAUCAGUGAAUGUAUACAGAAGAGUCCAGUUUUCAAACCUGCAACCGUGGCUCCUCCCAUCACCAAACAGACAGAGAUAGCUGCACCUAAAGUCUCUCAGAGCCAAUCAGAGAGCGACGUCCCCAUCUCCAAACCCUUUCCAGCGAUGGGAGGACAUCCUGUCCCGGAGUCAGGUGCCAUCCUGCCUCUGGCUCUCGGGCUCCUCAUCACUGCUCUGCUGCUGCUCAUGAUCGGCUGCCGCCUCAAACUCGUUCGCCACAAGCUGAAGAAAACCCGGCCCCUGACCACCGAGGAGUCGGAUUACCUCAUCAACGGCAUGUACCUGUAGCCAGAACCCGGGGCAGCGAGUUUUAACAUCUGAUGAACCAGUAAACCCGUUAAGGAUGUCGUCGUCAAAACACCAAGAGCCGACACCAGGACUUUUUUGAAAUUUGCACUCUGAAUGUCUCGUCUCUUAUUUGUCCUCACGUCAGGAAGGAAACAGCCCGACUCUCUGGUGUCAUGAACGUUCCCCUGCAUCUGCUGCUGCUGUCAGAACCGAUGACACAGAGUCAGACGCUGGAGAGUUCACACUGCUGCUCAAUCCACGAUGAAUGAGAAGGGAACUCUGUAGAACCUUUACCUCCGCCUAACAGUCUCCUUAAAUUCAAACAAGCUGCACCAAAUUACACACACUCAUAGAUAUCAAGCCCCAUGAAGCGAAGGCCAUCUGAUCCAGAACCGCACCAACAUUCAUUGGGUUCUUCCCCGACCCAUAUCACAUCCUUCCACCAAAUAUUGUGGUAAUCGGACAAGCGCAGACAAAAUAAUAACUUUCCUGGCGGAGGUAAAUAUCAACAUUCCUACUUCAACGCCUGUACACUAAUAUAUAUAUAUAUAAACAUAUGAUUGGAUUACCCCCCUUUCUUUAAAUGAUACCCAAUCCACAAAUGAGUUAAUUUAAUAUUUGAAAUGCUUUAGAUGUGACCUGGGGACAGAAGUGUUAAUACUCUGGAGGGCCUGAUGUUGGAGUUAUUCUUUAAUAUCCCAGACCAGUAGUAAACAUAGUGAUGUCUGUCCAGUCCCUCUCCUGCCCGGAUCUGUUACACACGUCUUAAUCAAGCAAACAUUUCUUUGUGAAGUCUGUCACUGUCUGUGUGUUUCCUCUAAGUGCUGUCCUACAUGUCAGAUAUUAAAGUUUAUUAUAUAUCCAACAA
Molecule: messenger RNA, 2765 nt
Organism: Platichthys flesus (European flounder)
Lineage: Eukaryota; Metazoa; Chordata; Actinopteri; Pleuronectiformes; Pleuronectidae
Gene: lrp11
Product: low density lipoprotein receptor-related protein 11
Exons: 9
Coding region: 170-1897 (575 amino acids)
Molecular function (GO): protein binding; serine-type endopeptidase inhibitor activity
Source: RefSeq, a predicted model, not a curated record